Fusarium pseudograminearum CS3096 is the source of this 705-nucleotide messenger RNA. RefSeq lists its product as uncharacterized. Gene Ontology annotation, molecular function: DNA binding; DNA-directed RNA polymerase activity. Bases 1 to 705 code for a protein of 234 amino acids. The record is from RefSeq and is a predicted model, not a curated record. Gene Ontology annotation, cellular component: RNA polymerase I complex; RNA polymerase II, core complex; RNA polymerase III complex. The transcript has 3 exons. Lineage: Eukaryota; Fungi; Ascomycota; Sordariomycetes; Hypocreales; Nectriaceae. Gene Ontology annotation, biological process: DNA-templated transcription.
AUGGAUAUCGAUCACGUUCCCACAGACGCCAAGUCAAAGGAAGUCGUCCGACUUUGGCGGGCAUGGAGGACUGUCCAUGAGAUGGUCGCGGACCGAGAAUACGAGCUCGCUGAGGAGGAAGUCAAGAUCUCUCUCGACCGCUUCCGCGACGAGUACUGCAACCCCGACGGUUCUAUCAACCGCAACAAACUCUCGUUCUCGGCGCGUCCUAGCACAGCCAUGAUGCGCAAGUUUACUCCUCCCGCGACAGCAGCCAACCCCGAUCCUGUUGCCGACUGUGGCCCUAUCUGGAUCGAGUUCCUUGCCGACAAGACUUUCGGUGUGAACCAGAUUCGAGCAUUUGCCUCAUACGUGAUCUCAAACAACUACAAGACCGGCAUCAUGAUAACUCACGUCCCUCUUUCUCCCGCCGCCCGAAGGUCGCUUGCUAGCGUCGAAUCACUUGCGAAGAUUGAGUGUUUCCUCGAGGACGAUUUGCUUGUCAACAUCACCCACCACGAGCUUGUUCCCAAGCAUGUUCUCCUUUCCCGUGAGGAGAAGAUUGCUCUUCUCAAGCGCUACCGUCUUAAGGAGACCCAGCUCCCUCGUAUUCUGCAGAAGGAUCCUGUUGCUCGUUACUUAGGCCUCAAGCGAGGUCACGUUGUCAAGAUCAUCCGAAACAGUGAAACAGCUGGUCGAUAUGCCAGUUACCGAUUGUGUGUAUAG